Molecule: messenger RNA, 979 nt
Organism: Saccostrea cuccullata (small rock oyster)
Lineage: Eukaryota; Metazoa; Mollusca; Bivalvia; Ostreida; Ostreidae
Exons: 3
Coding region: 42-863 (273 amino acids)
Cellular component (GO): extracellular region
Molecular function (GO): chitin binding
Source: RefSeq, a predicted model, not a curated record
CUUUUGGAAUAAUUCGCAUUUCGGGUUGUAGAGCAAGCAAGAUGUUUCCCUCCUUAACUAUUGUUGCUGUUUGUCUCGGGCUUGCGUCGGCUGGUUCUCUAGUGAAAAGACAAGCUGGAUGCCCCGAUCCAUUCACCAACGUGCCAAACCCCUGUGUUAACAAUGUUCAGGGCAGAAUCUAUUAUCCCCACCCAAGUGACGCCACCAAAUUCAUCCAGUGCGACCUCCUGGGCCGUAUGUACAUCAUUCAGUGUCCACAAGGUUUAACCUACAAGGCUAGCACCUCAUCCUGUACAUCCGUUAGCGGGGGGACUCUUCCUACCGUGAUGCCUGCCCCUACCACAACUAAAGCCCCUGUCCCAGUAGUCACCGACAAACCCUCCCAAAACCCUUGCACCGUAAGAAACAUUAACUCCGGUAACAUCUACUUUGCCUACGCCUUCGACAAGUACCGAUUCAUCGAAUGUGAUCUCUUAGGAAAUGCCAAUAUUCUAAACUGUCCUUCCGGCCUUGUUUGGGAACAGAGCCGUCUCUCUUGUGUUUACGACAUCGGAACCGAUAAUGUCGUCCCAAACCCAGCCGGAACCGGAAGUGGGACUGGAACCGGAACCGGAACUGGUACCGGAACUGGUGGUACCGUUGAUCUCACCACUAUUUGUGCUCCGAAAGGAUCCACUAUUACCACUACCGACGAUCUGUUUCACCCAUAUCCGGGAGACAAGAGUAAAUUCAUCCAGUGUGAUCUAUGGGGUCAAGCUAAUGUUGUGGACUGUCCAACAAAUUUGAUCUGGAACGAAAUCAGCAAAACUUGCGCUGCUCCUUAUAUUGUAAAUGGUGUUCCAGCUCAGUCCCUCACAGGCUAAACGCUGUAAAUGACUGUAGAGUUUAGCUAGGUUCUAAAAUUUCUGCAUUUUCAAUAUUUCAUGAUAGACAUCCGUGUACAUGUGCAUAAACGUUCUCAUCUCUUUUUUUCUGCAAC